Molecule: messenger RNA, 1395 nt
Organism: Haliotis rubra (blacklip abalone)
Lineage: Eukaryota; Metazoa; Mollusca; Gastropoda; Lepetellida; Haliotidae
Product: meiotic nuclear division protein 1 homolog
Exons: 6
Coding region: 86-703 (205 amino acids)
Biological process (GO): reciprocal meiotic recombination
Cellular component (GO): nucleus
Molecular function (GO): double-stranded DNA binding
Source: RefSeq, a predicted model, not a curated record
AGUUACCUCCCUUGGAUACUGUUCCUGAAACUGCGGGAAUUUCAACAUAAUAUUUACGUCAACACAAACGCAGUAAUUGGAAACUAUGUCAAGGAAGAAAGGUCUAAGUGUGGAUGAGAAGAGGUCACGGAUGAUGGACUUCUUUUAUGAAAAGAAAGACUUCUUCCAGCUGAAGGAGAUGGAGAGGAUGUGUCAGAAAGAGAAAGGCAUCACGUCCAUGUCAGUCAAGGACAUCUUGACCAGCCUGGUGGACGACGGAAUGGUGGACACAGACAAGAUCGGGACCUCUGUCUACUUCUGGGCCUUCCCUAGUAAAGCCAGUCAAAAUCGAAAGAGAAAAAUCAGUGACCUGACAGGUCGCUUGGAUGAACUUGAGGGCAAGCAGAGGUCACUUGAAGGUCAAGUUGUCAAGGCCAAGGUUGGCAAGGAGGAAACUAGCGAGAGAGAGGAAGCGCUGUCAAGGCUGACCGACGUCCGAGGGAAGCGUCAGGCUGUCAUGACAGAGCUUGAACAGUACAAGGAGUGUGACCCAGAAGUUCUCAAGCAGGUCAAGGUCGACACAGUGGUUGCAAAGGAUGCUGCAAAUCGAUGGACAGACAACAUCUUCUCCACAAAAUCCUGGAUCAAACGCAAGUUUUCUUUUGAAGACUCAAUGAUUGACAAACAGUUUGGGUUGCCGGAUGAUUUCGACUACGUUGAGUGAUCAGAGGAUAACACCUGAUCGGUUGUUCCAUGUUAAAAGUGACAUACAAAACCUUCACAAGGGCGAUUGUUGACUGGAGAGCUCAACAGCAGCUGAAAGGUUCCUAACUCCAGAAAAUGUGACUUUCUUUAAAAGCCUUACUGGAAUUUAUCAUUGUUUUUAUGUUAAUUUAAAAGGCAAUGAAAUUAUUUUUCUGUUUUGCCAAUUUGUAAGUAAGAUGUGUACAUUCAGUUCUGGAGUGUGACUCCUAGCUGACAAGUCAAAGACUUAAGGUAACAUCACAAAUCAGGUAAAGGAUGUUGGUCAUGGCAAGAAGUGUGAUGGGUGGCAGUGUUCGGCAGCUUGACUCAUGCAAGUUUCAUGGGUUUUGGUUCUGCACCACACUGAAGCAUUUGUGGGGUCUCCUUGGGCAAGUGACUUUUGUGUUGGAAGUUUCCUCUGUUCACCCAGUAGUUAAUGGGUACCUGGUAGAAGGAGAAUGUAGCGUGCAGUAACCUUUCUAACAGGCACUUGGCUGUGUACUCCCCAGGAAGCUGAGAAUGAAAUUGGGUGCACACUGAUUCACUGACUGGGUGUAGAGCAUGGAGCACGUUCAUUAUUAUAACUAGAUUCAAGAUUUUUCACGAGUUUCUGGACAAGCAUGUAACCAUCCUCUUGUUUUCAUUAUAUAAAUAACCCAAAAUAUUUCAUCA